Messenger RNA from Oncorhynchus gorbuscha (pink salmon), 1849 nucleotides. RefSeq lists its product as uncharacterized. Bases 439 to 1848 code for a protein of 469 amino acids. Lineage: Eukaryota; Metazoa; Chordata; Actinopteri; Salmoniformes; Salmonidae. The record is from RefSeq and is a predicted model, not a curated record. The transcript is spliced from 3 exons.
UCUCCAUAGGAGUAUAAGCGUAAGCAGAUUGAGGAACAACGUCAAGCCGAGAGACUCCAGAGACAGUUACAACAGGAGAGAGCCUACCUGGUGUCUCUACAACAGCAGCAACAGCAACAACAACAAAACCAAGAUGGCCGACCAGGCGAGAAGAAACCGCUGUAUCACUAUAAAGACUCAGCUAGUCCUACUGACAAACCUGCAUGGGCUAAAGAGGUCCUGAAGCAGCAGAAACACCCCCAGAGCCACUCACCCCGCCCAUUCCUCAGACAAAGCCACUCCUUCAACCAACCUUCAUCCCCCAUUCCCUCCCACGCCAACCUCCCUCGCCGAGCCCCCUCCGACCCCACCCUCCCCCCUCACAUCCGUAUCACCCUGGAGACCAGGGAUCUAGUAGAUCCUGUUCUGAAACAGGAGAUCAGCCAGCAGGUUAGAGAGAUGAGAGCUCAGAAAGCCGGUCAGAGGGUGGUCAGACAGAAAGAAAGAGGAUGCAAUACCAGAGCCAACCACCAGGGGGUAGUACAACACAACAACCGGGGGCCAAAAGGGCCUAGCGAAGCCGGUCAGAAGGCUGGUCAGCAAGACCGAGUACGCAGUCCCAGACCUAAACACCCAGGGCCACAACACAACCCCAACCAGGGGCCACAGCAUAAUGGGAAGUUUCAACAGGCUGGCUUUAACCGAGGCCCCAGCCCCAACCCCAACCCCAACCAAUCUCGAAAAGAGAACCCCAUCUCUAAUCCCCAAGCCCCUAACCAAGAGGCCCUCAAUGGGCCAGCCUGGGCACCCAGCUCCAGCCCCAACCAGGGACAUAACCUGGGGGUGAAAGACCAGGGGCAGAUAUGGGUCAGUGGCCGUAGUGGCAGCUCCAUCUCCCCCUGUUGUAGAAUAGACAUAGAAGUAAAUGACAUAGAUGUAGAAAUAGACUCCUCUUCCUCCUCUCAUUCUAAUUCUUCUUUCCUCUACCCUUCUCCUGAUCAUGAUCUUAGAGGCAGCUUUCUGUUUCCCUGUCGCAUAGAAGAUGUAGAAAUAGAUGAACUAGAUAUAGAAAUGGAGGAACUAGAAAAGAGGGAGUUGGAUUGUUGGAGGUAUAGAGAGGAGCGGGGGGAAUGGAGGGAAAGGGGUAGAGAGGGAGGUGUGGGGGGGUUGAGGAUGGCUUCCAGCCAUGAGAGUCUGUUGGGAUCCUAUGGGCGUCAUACGAACUCUGACCUCUACCCCCGACCCCUAACCCCUGACCUCUCAGCCUCUGCACCGGCAGGCCGGCUACGCCCUUUCCUGUCCUCCAAUCACAAUCACUUCCUGGCUCCUAAAUCCUCCAAGCAGAGUCCGUUCCUCCAAGUCCCCUGUUGGGCACCUCCCCCUCUGAACAGAGUGUGGUCAGAGGUCAGUGAUGAUGAUGAGGUCACGACCUCUAACCUGGACCUGACUUCCUCUGCUCCAGCUAACAUGCUCAGAUCACACCUGGCCCAGGCCAUGCCCAUUAGAUCCAAGCAGUCAUCCCUGUCUCGGUCCUCCCUCUCUUUCUCCCCCCUUCGUUCUCCUGGUAAGAGCUCAGGUCCUCUGAAACAGUUAGUUUUAGCCUUAAAUUGGAUGGGCCCCUCGCCCCGAGGGUCACCUAAAACCUCACCCCAGACCUCAGCAGGAAUCUCCCCCUCACACUCCCGACCUAAGUCCCCAUGUCAUCUCUCCCUCAAUUCCCCUCCCGCUCCAUUCUACCACUCCCAGUAUCUCACACCCUGCUCCUCCCCAUACCUCACCCCUAGGUGUUCUCCUCAACCCUCUCCUGGUGGCUCCCCAUUCGGCUCCCAGUCUCAGCUCACUAUUAGACCACUAGCUGCUAGCCACUAGC